Molecule: messenger RNA, 415 nt
Organism: Paramecium pentaurelia
Lineage: Eukaryota; Ciliophora; Oligohymenophorea; Peniculida; Parameciidae
Source: the annotation of a GenBank genome assembly
UCAUGGCAUCAGUUGACUAGACAUAAUUCACCUUUAUAAAGCAUCGCCACUUUACAAAAAAGAGAAAACUUGAGUAAAAGCCAAGAAAUUACACUUACAUUAGUUCUGAGGCAAAAUUAUUGUUCCUCCAGCUCUUUUUAUUUGAAAGCUAUAAAAUCCAGGAUGUAAAGUUUUUGUUUAAAUUCUUUAUUAGGCAGCCUAAAAAGCUGGAAUAAAGUAUUCAUCUGCUAAGACAAUACUUUUUGCUCAUCGAAAGACUUUUAAGGAUGAGUUGAUAAGAAAUAAAUUGGCAGCAGUAUAAAAUUAAAUUAUAUUCUGAAAUAGAAUUCAAUAAAGGCAAAGUGUUGCGGAUAUAAAGUUAAAUAAAGUGGAGAUUAAAAUAACAUUCAAAUAAUUAGCAGAGUUGGAAUGUGAU